GGCUGAUAUAAAGUCAAUUGAGAGUUCUGUUUCUGUAUUUGACAGCCCGAGGUUCGUAUGAAUUUUGUCGUAUCCUGGAGACUGUAGUUGUUGAUUGUUUAAGAUCAUUUAAAGUCACUGUGAGCUGCUGUCUUGAUCAGAACUAGAUAUCUGGCCUAUCGGUAUAUAGCACAGUAUCAUCUAACGAGAAAAUAGACACUUGGAUGGACAAUGCCUCCUCACACUCGGACACAGUUCACGCCUGAUUUUCCCCUGUCGUCUGCUCCUUCUCGUUGCCUGAUGCAAGUUGCGUGAUCCUUGGAAUAGUUGCAUAACGCAAUUUAUAAAGCUUAACCUAAUAAACGUUUCGCCUGAAACAUUUAUCUAUUCGUUCUCAUCUACAAACAACCCGAGUUUUGCGCAUACUCACAAUGAAUGACACUGAUGUUGUCUCAUCGUUUUCCGAUAUGACAUAUAACUCGACUGCCCUUUUGUCCAGUCAGAACAACACAGUCGAGUCAGACAUGGGAUUAGUGAAAGGCAUCAGCCCAGUGCCGGAACUCUUGCAAUUCCAGAACCAAUAUCAAAACAUUCAUGGUUACCUUGCUCCAAUAAUUUGUGUGUUUGGAGUGGUGGCAAAUAUUCUAAACAUAGUAGUAUUGACGAGGAAAAAUAUGCAGACUUCUACGAACGUCAUUCUUACAGGAUUAGCCAUUUCAGACGGUUUAACUAUGGCCGCUUACAUUCCAUAUGCUUUGUUGAUGUACGUGAUUCAUGGAACUAAGAACACUCCUAUAAGAGACACUUAUCAGGUAGCCCAAUUCCAAAUGGGGUAUGCAUUAUUUAGUGUUGUCGUUCACUCUAUAGCAAUAUGGCUGACGGUAACUUUGGCGUUGUUUCGGUACAUUUUUAUUCGCUUUCCACGCCUUGGUGCGCAGUACUGCAAUAUACACAAGGCAAAGAUAGCUGUGGUGGCCAAUGUUAUAGUGGUAACAUUAGUGUGUGUCCCAUACUCUGUAAAUUUUACGAUAGGAAGUGACAACUUUUCCGAUCCCAAUGAACUACUACCCAACGGAACAAUUUACUUCAUAAAAAUGAAAAAUGAUAAUGACUUUGAAAAAUUCUUAUUCAAUGUAAACUUUUGGAUACAAGCGAUCCUUAUCAAACUCUUACCAAGUUUCUUAUUGACCAUAUUCAGUAUUCUAUUGGUAAAUACUAUGAGAAGCGCAGAAAAAAGGAGGAAAAAACUUCUAAACAAUGUUCCCAUGUCAGAUGAGAAUGGAGCCACAAGUACAAGCAGCACGACGACUUCCUCCCGGAAGCAAAAGAAAAGUCGCAGUAAUCGUACAACAAAGAUGUUGUUAGCCGUGGUCAUUUUGUUUUUACUGACUGAAACCCCUCAAGGUGUUCUUAGUGUUAUGGGUGGUCUAGACGAAAGUUUUUUCAUUCAUAUUUACCUUCCUUUAGGAGACCUACUAGACAUCAUCACGCUCAUAAAUAAUGGAAUCAAUUUUGUUUUGUAUUGUACAAUGAGUAAACAAUUCAGAGACACGUUCUUGAAAUUAUUUCUGAAAAACGUUCUUCACCAGGACUAUCGGCGGACCAAAACCAAUUACACCACAGCACAGGGGACUCAAGCAACCAAGGACUCGGAUGUAUAAAUAUGUUUUGUACAUAUACUGCCAUUGCUUCUGUGAUUAUUUAACUGUUCUAGACAUAACGGUGAGUACUGUUCACGCACCUGCUGUAAACAGUGCGUGAAUUGGUAUGUUUAUAGGUAUUGUUGUAGCUUUAUAUGUAUUAGAACUUUAAAUGCUCAACCUCAUAUAUUGUAGUUCGCGUUACAUUUGGUCACUGAUUAAGCAUUGAAACCGUUAUUUUUUUUUUAAGAAAAAAAAAACACUACGGCGUUUACGAAUUCUAGACCAUAUGGCUAACGGUCUUUCAUCUUUUUAGCAUUUUAUCAUGUAUAUUCUAAGUGUAUUAAAAUCAAGAAUUCCAUCCCAAACGAUUGAAUGUUUGGAAAUCAUGUGAACAAAAUAGUUGUUUUAUGGGAUGCAUCUAUUAGGAAUAUUUUUGUUCGAACCAUGACAAGGAGAGGAAACGUCUUUUAGCUCAUCUGAGUCGAAGGCUCACUUGAGCAAUUUCUGUUCAAAAUUUGCCGUCGUCGGUGAAUUUUACAUAAUUAGCUUCUCAGAAACUGAUAGACUAAUAUCAACCAACUUGGCAUAAAGUAUUCUUAGGUAAAGGGAAUUAGUUAGUCCAUAUGAAGAAUCACUUCAUCUCAUAAAGGGACGUUAAAUUUCAAACUUUUUUUCAGUGCUAAUUUCAAUCAAACUUGGCAAAGUGCAUUCUUAAAUAAAGGACGUUCAAUUUUGUUCAAAUAAAGAACUUUUCUCCUUGAAAUAAUUAGGAACAGUGAAAAGGGAGUGGUUUAAUUAAAAACACUUCUCUUGAACCACUUGAUCUGAAGUUACAAAAUAGACAGGAUCAUCAUUAAAGUUUGGAUUGAUAUUUUUCUUCAAAUGGUGAAUCCUGAGCUUUGAAUGUGGCCAAGACGAGGACUGAAACUAUCAUAUAAAUAUGUAGGAAAUACCUCUUCAAAAUAUUCUGUUUGAGAAGAUUCUAACUUGUUUAAUGCAAAUUGUUUCCCUGUGUACUUACACUGUGCAUGUUGUAUGCAAGUUUGAAGCAUACCAGUUUCUUUGUUCUUGAAAAUUGACUGUGGCACUCUAGGAAAUAAUUUUACCAGUCGCGGUAGCUCAGUGGUAGAGCGUUCGCUUCAUAACCGGGAGGUCGUGAGUUCGAGCUCCGUUCGAUCCAUGGCCACGGCAAAUCUAAGACGUAAACAUAAGUAAUGAUUGCUCCUUCACCAAACUCACGCAUUUAGAAGUGAGAAUCACGGGUCAUUUGGGAGACUUUGAAAUUUCAUUAUUACUUUCAAAGCGAUAUGAAAGCAUUUUAUAUUCUUGCUUCAUAGUAAAUAUAUUCAUCUACUAAUUAAUUUGAAGCCGAGUUCAUCCUAUGUUAACAGUUGAGACCAGAAUUCAGGAUUUUAAUCAUUUGCGAACAGAUGAAGUUAAUUUAACUCGGGGGGCCGGUCUCGGUAGCCUAGCGGUUACUUACUCCGUAACCAGGGCUCCAUGUUCGAUUCUUUCCGAGUCACGCGUCAAACCCUGGACUUUUAACAUUGGUAGUGACUGUUCUUUCGCCAUGUGACCGGCAGUAGAAGCAAACGUCAAGAGGUCUUUCGGAUAUGAACUUGAAACGGGAGUCUCGUGUCACGGUAGGACUUAGCAUGACAAAGAAUCCUCAAUGCUAUGGCCAUAUAAAGGUCUAAAUUUGUGAUACUUCGUAGAAACAAACAACAAAAUUUCACUUAGGUGAGCAUUGUGACCCCCAGGCCUCUCUUGUAUGACAUAAUGUAUGAUAAGUACACAUGUAGUAGCUGUUGUUUUAGUAAUAGAGAUUUAAUGUGUCAGAAAUAUAUAUCUUAACUACUUUCACCAUGACGGGUUUUUUGUUUUUUUUUGGAAUCAAAAAAGUUAUUAACUUUGUAGAAAUAUUUUUAUAAAUCAUGUUUUAAAAUCAUUGAAUAUUUCAUAAUGUGUAAUAAAUUAAAUAAUCAUUUGAUGAUGAAAAAUUAUUUGGUGUCCAUGGACGCUCUUUGAUUAAUACACUAAUAGAUGCCGAAAUGUAAAUUAUAAUGUUCAUUGUACAUGUAGACAGUUGUUUCAUGUUGCAGAAAAUAAAGCGUUUAAAAAAAAAUAACAAGAGCGUUUAGAGACCACAAAUUUCAAAUCUCCGUCUUCAACUGUUCCCAUUCUUAUAUCGCUUUUUAUGCCUCUUCCUUACCAAAACACAAAAAAAUUCCAAUUUGUCAAAAGUGUAUGUAUUGAUCAAAUACCUUCGAUCAACAAUUCAACAUGUAUAAUAGAGACAAAAUUAGCAGAUCACGUGACUACAAAUUCAACAUGUAUAAUGGAGACAAAAUAUAGCAAAUCACAUUAUCACAUGACUACAAAAAAUGCCACUAACUAAUACCAAGUGUACUUUGGUCAACAAUUCAAUGGCAGGUCUGUUACAUCAUAAAAAAUACACCUAUCCAAUAUUCAUAUUUUACCG
Molecule: messenger RNA, 4104 nt
Organism: Ostrea edulis (European flat oyster)
Lineage: Eukaryota; Metazoa; Mollusca; Bivalvia; Ostreida; Ostreidae
Product: G-protein coupled receptor dmsr-1-like
Exons: 3
Coding region: 411-1640 (409 amino acids)
Biological process (GO): G protein-coupled receptor signaling pathway
Cellular component (GO): membrane
Molecular function (GO): G protein-coupled peptide receptor activity
Source: RefSeq, a predicted model, not a curated record